AUGUCGGCUGCGGUGGCUCGCCCUCCGUUCUACAGGACUCCGAGCUGUUGCGCUGUUGCAACCUGUGCUUUUCUUCUCUGCGUGCUCCGAGUUGAAGUUGAAGCCAUCAUAACGCCAAUUGCAAAAACUGCCCACUGUGACAUCAGCGGGAGUGAGCGAGCGGUGACUCAGAACCAGGCCCGGCUCCAGGCUACCCGUGGAGUCGACUUCCUGAAGUUUCUUGUCUGGCUUGUCCGAGCCGUGCAGUCUUGCUUUCCAGGGCACGCGCGGCAAGGUCUGGAGCUGCCUUGUCUUGCCUCCACGACUUUUUUCAAGACAUUCAUGUGUCAUGCAGCCACACUGCUACGGCUGCUACGCAUGAAUGCAAGAGGCUUCGCGUCCGCGCGAUGCACUCAGCCCUGGGAUCCUUGCGCCCUUUUUGAUGCGACCGAGUGUGGUCCCAGGCCUCUCGCGCAACUCCGGGAAUCUCUAGAAUCGCUGGCUGCAGAUGUUGCCAAAGAAGUCGAGGUCCAAGGGCGGCCGGCGAGGCGGCCAAGAAAGCGACUCCCGAUGCAAACGAGGAGCAGCGAACAGAAGGACCUCACACUUUGGGAGGAUUCCCCUGCUGCCGUCUACAACCCGUCCCAGGGCAUGCUCGUUCUACAGCAGGAGCAGUGGCAUGAAAGGUUGACUCACGACCGUGUACUGGACUGGAGUGGCAGGCUUCGGGCUCAAAAGGCGAAGCUGCAAGCGUUGGCUGUGCCCCCGGAGGAACCGGCUCCGCCUGCGGUGAAGCUUCCUUUACCGGUCGUGCAGGAGGUGUUCGACUCUCUCGUAAAGGACCCUCAGGACGAGAUACAGGCCCGUUUGGAGUCGAAAAGGCAGGAGUCGUUGGCCCUUCAGUUGGAGCUCAUCUUGGCGAACCCGCCUUUAUUGCUGCAGAAGGCCAUGAAGACGGCAGGCCCGGUGAAGAUACGGAUUGCCAAGGUGGAAGCAUCAGGACCUGAAGAUGGCUCCUACAUCGUCUACUUCCACGGCUGUGACUCAGCCCCGCGAGUCGAGCGCCGUCUGAAGAGAGCAGCUUCAGUGCUGGCGUCUGCGCUGGCGCGGCGGCUGCUUCUAGGGUACGUGCGAGAUCUGACUUUCGUCCCGGUCGCCUAUUCUUCGGAGAAUCAAGAUGCGCCUUCCGGCACGCUCUGGCGAUCCAGACGACGAGUGAGGAAGCAGCAGGUCGUUAGCGCUGCAGAGUCCUGGACAUCGUCCAUGCACUUCUGA
Molecule: messenger RNA, 1254 nt
Organism: Symbiodinium sp. CCMP2456
Lineage: Eukaryota; Dinophyceae; Suessiales; Symbiodiniaceae
Source: the annotation of a GenBank genome assembly